Messenger RNA from Fulvia fulva, 1689 nucleotides. Its product is annotated as Serine/threonine-protein phosphatase 2B catalytic subunit. Gene Ontology annotation, biological process: calcineurin-mediated signaling; fungal-type cell wall organization. The record is from RefSeq and is a predicted model, not a curated record. Gene Ontology annotation, molecular function: calmodulin binding; calmodulin-dependent protein phosphatase activity. Gene Ontology annotation, cellular component: calcineurin complex; cytoplasm. NCBI's taxonomy places the organism in Eukaryota, Fungi, Ascomycota, Dothideomycetes, Mycosphaerellales, Mycosphaerellaceae. The transcript is spliced from 2 exons. Bases 1 to 1689 code for a protein of 562 amino acids.
AUGGACGGUCAAGCCGCCCAGGAUCAGUAUAUCGACAAUGCGAUGCGCGCAGUGCAGCAGAAGAAACAGGUUCCCGAGAUCGAUUUCACCUUGCACACCAUGGAAGAUGGUACACAAGUGAGCACGCAGGAGCGUGUAUGUAAGGACGUCCAAGCACCGGCCUUCAAUGUGCCCACCGAGGACCAGAUUCUGUCGCCCACCGAUCGAUCGAAGCCCAAUCUGCAGUUCCUGAAGCAGCACCUGUACAGAGAAGGUCGACUCACAGAAGAGCAAGCACUAUGGAUCCUCAACUCGGGCACAGCACUUCUGCGCGCGGAGCCAAAUCUGCUGGAGAUGGACGCACCAAUAACAGUGUGUGGUGACAUCCACGGACAAUACUUUGAUCUCAUGAAGCUGUUCGAAGUUGGUGGUGACCCAGCUGAAACCAGAUAUCUCUUCCUUGGCGACUAUGUGGACCGCGGCUACUUUUCGAUCGAGUGCGUGCUGUAUCUAUGGGCGUUGAAGAUGUGGUACCCCAACACCCUCUGGCUGCUGCGCGGUAACCACGAGUGCCGUCACUUGACGGACUACUUCACAUUUAAGCUGGAGUGCAAGCACAAAUACAGCGAAAAGGUGUAUGAGGCAUGCAUGGAGUCGUUCUGCUCGCUUCCUUUGGCUGCAGUCAUGAACAAGCAGUUCCUGUGCAUACAUGGCGGUCUCAGCCCAGAACUACACACCCUCGAGGACAUCAAGGCGCUGGACCGAUUCAGAGAGCCACCUACGCAUGGGUUGAUGUGCGACAUUCUGUGGGCAGAUCCACUGGAAGAGUUCGGCCAAGAGAAGACGCAAGAAUACUUCAUCCACAACCACGUACGAGGAUGUUCGUACUUCUUCAGCUACCCUGCAGCUUGCGCGUUCCUGGAGAAGAACAAUCUGCUAUCCAUUAUUCGAGCACACGAAGCGCAGGACGCCGGCUACAGAAUGUACAGAAAGACAAGGACAACAGGCUUUCCUUCAGUGAUGACGAUAUUCUCAGCGCCGAACUACCUGGACGUGUACAACAACAAAGCUGCGGUCUUGAAAUAUGAGAACAAUGUGAUGAACAUCAGACAGUUCAACUGCACACCUCACCCAUACUGGCUACCCAACUUCAUGGACGUCUUCACCUGGUCGCUUCCGUUCGUGGGCGAGAAGAUCACUGACAUGUUGAUUGCUAUCCUCAAUACAUGCAGCAAGGAGGAGCUCGAGGACGAGACUCCACUUUCAUCAGGACCUUCUUCACCACCCUUCACUGGCGGCAACGAUCUAGCUGGCAUGGAUCCCAACAGCACCGAGUACAAGCGCCGAGCUAUCAAGAACAAGAUUCUAGCAAUCGGCAGACUCUCACGCGUUUUCCAGGUGUUGCGCGAGGAGUCUGAACGUGUGACAGAAUUGAAGACAGCUUCUGGUGGCAGACUUCCUGCCGGUACUCUUAUGCUCGGCGCCGAGGGUAUCAAGCAAGCAAUCUCAUCCUUCGAAGAUGCUCGCAAGGUCGAUCUGCAGAACGAGCGACUACCACCUAGCCACGAAGAAGUGCGAAAGAGCAAUGAGCAUGCCAGAGACGAAGCGCUCAAGCGUGCGUCAAGAGAUGCCGAGAACGAUACGCAGCUACAAGGUGUCGCGCGACGUAUCAGCAUGUCAUCAGGGUCGAAGAACACCAGGCGAGGCUAG